UUUAUCUCGUUAAUGUUUACGAGAUUAAGCUCGAUUCACACCAAAGAUCUGGCAAAGCCAAAAAACGUGACUCCAAACGACGAUGUGAAACCAGUUGAAGAGUUCCUCGAAGAGUCUUCCACUGAGGAUCAAUUUUCGUUAGAAGCUGCAACGACCACGGAGCCUACGACCACUGUAGAGACCUAUCACAAGCUGACGCUGUCCGUCAACGCUAAGAAAAAUAUCUCCAGGGAAUUCAGGCCAAGUGUACAUCUAGGUGAAAUUAAAGAAUCCAGAAUCAGUGCCAGCCCCUUCAACGCUCUUCGUCAUUUCAACCUCGACAACGGAGUAAAUCCUGGCUCAUAUCACGAACACUUAAAAGACUUCCAAAUAGUUUACCAACCCGCAGUCAAGACUGUUCAAACUCUUCAAACUCCUCGGCCAGCUAAUCAAGAAAACAUUCACCAGAAUUUAUACGAAACUGCUGUUGGGUCGAUCGAGGAAACUAAAAAUGAUGGAACACAGCAGAAUGGUUACGUUAAAUUUCAAGACGAUGCAUUGGACGCUUCUAAAGUACCGUACAGCUCUUCGAAGGACCAAACGUUCCAUCAACAUGUUUCCAAUUCGGUUUUUGAUAACUCGGGGACGCAGCACGACCUAGUGGAUCAACAAAUCUAUCAAAAUUUAGAGAAACCCGCUUUCGAGCAAGAAACGUCCAUUAUUUGGGGGAAACCGUCUAAAUUUCAUGGUGAACCUCAGAGAGGUCCGGAAUUGAACGUUAAUCCUUUGAAGACGCCACAUUUUCCAAUAGUUUACGAUCAUCAGGACCAACACUCGAAUUUGCAGGAUUUCGAUUUAUCGAAGAAGCCGAAUGAUGGCGUGGUUUUUGUUCAGGAAUCGUCGUUCACGAGGACUAGAAAAUAUCCUUAUCCUUAUCAAUCGCACGGUGGAUACAAUCACGCCGAGUUUGUCGACGACAAACGUUCGUCUCCUCUCAAGAGAAGGGUAUCUCCGUGGAAGAAGAUCUUUCAUUUGAUUGGCGCCAUUAUUCCACUUGGUCUACUCAUAGCUGCUCUAACUCCAAACGUCGUAAAGGUCGACAACACUACCCAGCCUAACAUCGUCUUGUCCAAGUGGAGGGUCGCUGACCUGCCGGUGGAACAUAAACAGGCGCGAUUCAACGAUCCCUUGAAUGACUGCGAGGAAAGGUCCAUUUGUGGCAUGAUCUUGGCUGGCGGUGACGCUGGAUCCAGCGUGUUGCAGAACAUCUUGUGGAACCUGGCGACAAGAACGUCGACAACUAUGGCGAAAGAAAGCGGUCUUCACGAAGUUUUCGAGGCGGUGAAGAAAAAGGAUUGUACCAGCGUUUUUUGCUGACUGACUAUUGGAGUAUAUUAAAGCGAUCAUAACCAUAUGAAUAUCACUUUUCAAAAAGUAAAUAACAUAAACUAGAUAGCUAAUGUCAUCGAAUCAAAAACGAGUUUUCACUGCGCUUUUA
Messenger RNA from Frieseomelitta varia, 1477 nucleotides. RefSeq lists its product as uncharacterized. The record is from RefSeq and is a predicted model, not a curated record. The transcript has 5 exons. NCBI's taxonomy places the organism in Eukaryota, Metazoa, Arthropoda, Insecta, Hymenoptera, Apidae. Bases 13 to 1356 code for a protein of 447 amino acids.